Molecule: messenger RNA, 2033 nt
Organism: Pteronotus mesoamericanus
Lineage: Eukaryota; Metazoa; Chordata; Mammalia; Chiroptera; Mormoopidae
Gene: TVP23C
Product: trans-golgi network vesicle protein 23 homolog C
Exons: 7
Coding region: 263-958 (231 amino acids)
Biological process (GO): protein secretion; vesicle-mediated transport
Cellular component (GO): Golgi membrane
Source: RefSeq, a predicted model, not a curated record
GUCAAGGGACUAGAGAGAGCAGGAGACUGACUUGUUCUGUCCAGACCCCGCCGAUUAACUGCCCUCAGGAAGCUUCUCCAGAGCCUCUUCCCUGCGCUCCCGUCUGCACCUACGUUUCUCUAGCGCUGACCCCAGUCUGCUGCGUCUCACGGGCAACCGUCACCUUUGUGUCCUUUGUGUCCCGCAGGCUUCAGCAAACAGUGGGCGCUGCCUCACCUGGCGCUCUGCUAACCCCAGAGCCCUCCAGUAGCUUAGCGUCUGGAUGGAGGUAGGAGUAGGCUUGCAGGAAGAAGACCCGGAAAUACUUGUUCAAAGGGCGAUUUGUUCAAGUGCUGUGGGAACAGGGGAAACGGACAGUAACGAUGACGCUGAAGAUGUUGCACUGUUUGAUGCAGAAGAGGAAACAGCUAAUAGACCCAAAAAAUCCAAAAUCAGACAUCCAGUGGCAUCAUUUUUCCAUUUAUUCUUUCGAGUCAGUGCAAUUGUAGUCUAUCUUCUCUGUGAAUUGUUCAGCAGCAGCUUUAUUGCCUGUAUGGUGACAAUUAUCUUGUUGUUGUCAUGUGACUUUUGGGCAGUCAAGAAUGUCACAGGUAGACUAAUGGUGGGCCUGCGUUGGUGGAAUCAUAUUGAUGAAGAUGGAAAAAGCCACUGGGUGUUCGAGUCCAGGAAGGCAUCCUCUCAAGAGAAUAAAACGGUCUCAGAGGCUGAAUCGAGAAUCUUCUGGUUAGGACUUAUUGCCUGCCCUGUGCUUUGGGUGGUUUUCGCCUUCAGUGCCCUCUUCUCCUUCAGAGUGAAGUGGUUGGCAGUGGUUACCAUGGGUGUGGUGCUGCAAGGUGCCAACCUGUACGGCUACAUCAGAUGCAAGGUGGGCAGCAGAAAGAAUUUAACCAGCAUAGCCACAUCGUACCUGGGAAAGCAGUUUUUAAGACAAAGUACUGGAGAGGAUCAGACCUCCUGAGGAGAGGGGAAGAAGGCCUGUGUGCUCUGUUACACUGGGGACGACUGAAGAGAUGCUUGACUCGGAACGUUUUAGAACUCAGCACAUGUUGCAGAGAAGAGUGUUGGAUUGGUUUUUUCACUUUAAAACUUACUUUAAAAAAGUAAAGUUUUUAUUUCUAGCAUUUGGGGCUUGAAAAUAUGGUACUGCUAGAAACAUUGUCAAAAUUUGGUUCAUUGUGUACAUAUGUGUAUGCUCAGCCAUGUAAUAUCCACAUAUCGCACUUGAUGAAAAUAUUUAUGUGUACAUCUGUAACGAUGACCCUUGCAUUUUGAUCCGUAGGACAUAGCAGGAUGUUCUUAAUCUCCUUUCAAAACUCUGUGUGUUUAUUAUAUUAUUUCUGUAGAUUAUCUUUAGAAGAAAUUUUGUUUCCAUGGUAAGAAUGAGCAUUUUGAUUUAUGUAUAAGUUAGAAAUAAUUAUUAAUUUUACAACUUAAUAUAUACUCAUGAUGAAAUUUCUUAUCCUAGGCAUUCACAGGCAGAUAAAAACCAAAUUUGGGUCAGUGGCAUGAACUAGUUUGUAAAACUUUAUUUUUACUUGUAACAAAUCGUGUAUUUUAGGCUCAAUUCAUAUAAGUAAAUCUUCACAAUUUAUGUGAAAGGGAUACGUAGAGGUUGCUUCUGUUCUGUUCAUUGGAACGGCGGCUGGACUUGACUUGGAGCCUCCCAGAAGCACUUCAGUGGUCUUGGCCCAGUGAGGCCUGUCUUUCCCACUAAACAGUACUAUUCUUAUGUCAUAGUAAGAAUAAGCAUUUAAACACCUGGCAUAACAAAUGCCUAAAGGACAUUUUAUUUGAUGAAUCUUUUUUUUUUCCUUGCUAUAGUGGGGAUAUUGUAAAUCAUGCAUUUGUAUUAAUAUUUCUUAAAAAGCAAUAUAUGUAACAGUCUACAAACUGUUAUAGAUGUCUGUAAAUUUUCUUGUAGGUAUACUUAAACUUUGUUGGAGUCUUAAUCAACAGAUUAUUUUGUCAGUGUAUUUAUACAUUGUUAAAAAUUUGUAAAAGCUGUUUUGUUUAAUUGGAGUGAUAGCUUUGAA